Molecule: messenger RNA, 2616 nt
Organism: Daldinia decipiens
Lineage: Eukaryota; Fungi; Ascomycota; Sordariomycetes; Xylariales; Hypoxylaceae
Exons: 6
Molecular function (GO): ADP binding; protein binding
Source: RefSeq, a predicted model, not a curated record
UCAUCGUUAUCAAUUUAUUCCUCUCUUCUAGGUAAUAAGUGUUUACUAUAUGAAUCGGCUUCUAUUGAAAUAAUCAAUUGGCUUCAGCAAAUCGUUAGCAAGAUGGAGAAGCCAACUGAAAGUAGAAGUCCUCUGUGGCAUCGAGCAUUAGAAAGAUAUCGGGAAGAACUGGGAGGUAACGAAGAUUAUCGAGCGGUACAUGAAGUACACUCUCUUGAUGACCUCUUAAGUCAUGUAAACACUCUCCAGACUACGCCAUCUCGAGACAGGCAGGCGUUGGCGUCUAUGAACAGACUUGCACCGAAGUUCAAAUUCGUAGACGACUUCUCGGCUAUCAUUGCGCUAGCAUUCGGAGCAGAUGCGACAUUAACGGCAGUGGUGUGGGGGAGUAUUCGCCUUAUACUAACAUUAGCUUCCUCAGCAGGAGAUACUCUUCAGGAGGUAUUGGACAUACUGGAAGAGCUCAGUUUGACCUUGCCGAGGUUUCGGGUUUACGAAGAUACCUUGCCGAUGAGUCGCCAGCUCGAGACCGCCCUGAUCGACGUAUAUACGGAAGUUAUAUGCUUCUAUGCAAGGACCAUACAUUUCUUUCGAGACCAUCCCCACGUCCUAUUACGACGGAAUGCAUGGGAGAAAUUCCAUACCGACUUCUCAAGGACGACUAUGCGUAUCAAAAGAAUCUCUUCUAUCGUUGAAAGUGAGGCCGACCUUGCCCGUAUGAGGCUAGAUGAGCACAAAUACAAGGAGGUAAUUGAAUUGAUGGAUAAUUUUACUAUUAAAAGUGAUGAAGGUCGUUCAACACUCCUUUCCACACUCCAUAAUGCUCUCAAUCCCGGACAAGCACCAUCUUCGACUAAGUCAGUAGCAUUAUUUGGCAUGGGCGGAGUUGGAAAGACACAGGUGGCAUUAGAAUAUGCCCACCAAAACGUAGGUAUAUACGAUGUUAUCCUUUGGGUACGGGCUGAUAAUAUCAUCACGCUUGGGCAAAGUUUUCGAGAUAUUGCCCUUGGCCUGCAACUUUACCAAGAUUCAGAUAAGAUAAAAGACUCGGCAGCAGCAAUUUGGAAAGUCAAGAAUUGGCUAAAUAAUGCAUUGUUCGACAAUGCUGAUGAUCUACAAGCCAUUAAGAUAGCGUGGCCUGGGAGUUCUCGUGGCUCAAUACUUCUAACGACUAGAGACUUCGAUGUUGCAAACAAUCCCGCAGCUCAGUGUUUACAGGUGGAAUCAUUUGACGAUACCGAAGGCUCUCUGAUGUUGUUACGACAAAUUGGACUAGAUUCGUCUGUUGCAGAGAACAUAGAAUAUGCGACCGUGAUCACUCAAACCCUUGGUGGCUUGCCCCUUGCCCUAAGUCAGAUUGGCGGCUUCAUAGCACAGAGAAGAUUGGGAUUGAAAGAUUUCCUUUCCCUCUACGAGCGCAAUGCCACAAAGAUCGAUGCGAGAAAGACUAUCAAAGAUGACUACGAGCACACCUUAAAUACCGUCUGGGACCUGUCCUUUCAGAAGCUCCCCAGCAAUUCUACUAGAUUAUUAAAUAUGCUGGUUUUCUUCGAUCCGGACGCGAUAGACGAAGCCAUAUUUCUGGAAGGAUCACAGACAGAGUUCGGAAUUGAAGAAGAUUUUGGCUUUGUGGCAGACGAGAUGGACCUCGGAGAUGCGGAACAGUCCCUAUUACAGGCUGCGUUGAUCAACAAGACGAUGGAUCAGCCAGUACUUACUGUGCACCGGCUAGUCCAGUCUGCCGCUAUUCGCAGAGUGCCAAAUUCAGACCGGCCAAGAUACUUCGAUGCAGUGAUUCAACUCCUCUCCUGGGGCUUUCCUGAUACUUGGAGUAGAGAUGUAGGUCAUCAAAUAAAUGCCUGGAAGAAAUGCGAAAAGUGCCUACCACAUAUCGGGCAUAUUGCUAGACUAUCCAAGAAACACGAUAUUCAGCCAAGGAAUGCACAGCAAUAUGCAGAGCUCCUCCUCCGUUGCAGUUGGUAUCUUUAUGAGCGUGAAACCUAUGAUGUCGCGCGAAGUCUAGUAGAUGCUGCUGUUCAGACGUUCGAGGAUAGAUCGACUCUAGCAUAUGCAAGUGCUAUUGACCUAGCUGGGCUAAUUGAUCUAGACUUAUGCCAGCCAUCACUUGCGCUCAAGCCGUUUAAAGAAGCUCUAGAACUUCGUAAGAAGCAACUUGGGCCAGACGAUCCGUUCAUUGCUUUUAGUCUGAAUAAUUUGGCACUUGCGUACACUGAGAUGGGAAACCUAGAGGAAGCAUAUUCUACGCACCAGCAAGCUAUAGAAAUCAGGCUCCGUACUAACAGCGAUAGAAUCGGUAACUCAUACAGCAAUAUGGCCAGCUUACUGUUACGAAUGGGCAAGCCAGAUGAGGCCGAAGAGAUGCUUGGGAGGUGUCCCUCUUUAAAAGACUUCACAGACGAGACUUUCCUGAAUACGGGUAACCCACGCUUCUCUGGUGAUAUGGUGCUCCUGUCCCGUAUUCGACUUAGACAAGGGCGCAUAGACGACGGUCUGCGACUAGCAUCUAAAGCGCUCGCGUUUCGUCAAAAGCUUUUAGGCAAUCGACUAAAGACCUGUGAUUCCUUAUACGAUGUAGCAUCUAUCUUGCACCUAUAA